Messenger RNA from Leptinotarsa decemlineata (Colorado potato beetle), 1030 nucleotides. Its product is annotated as retinaldehyde-binding protein 1. Gene Ontology annotation, cellular component: membrane. Gene Ontology annotation, molecular function: phosphatidylinositol bisphosphate binding. NCBI's taxonomy places the organism in Eukaryota, Metazoa, Arthropoda, Insecta, Coleoptera, Chrysomelidae. The record is from RefSeq and is a predicted model, not a curated record.
GCCAGUCAAUCUCAGUUCUCGUUUUUUAUUACGGUAAUCAAGCAAGGUCGGUGAAACAGUUUACAGUUGGAUUCGAAGUGUGCCGUAUACAUUUCAAAAUGCCACCGGACAGGACUAACGUGGAAGAAAAGGAAUCGUUGAGCGACGAACAGAAACAGGAUAGAUUUGUUGAACUCCGGAACUUGAUUCAAGGAGAAGAACUUCUAAAAAAUAUCGAUACUGGUGAUAACUUCUUGGAGAGAUAUUUCUACGGUACAAACUUCAGCGUCGAAGAUUCAUUUAAAAAGUUGAAGGCAUUCAGAGAACUCCAGAUAGAGAAGCCGGAAUGGUUCACCAAAGAAGCACCACUAGAUAAAAAACCGAUUAUUGAAAUGAACGCCAGAAUCCUAUUGGAUGAGUGUGACAAAGAAGGAAGGCCUAUCUACCUAGCGAAAAUGGGAAAUAUUGAUGUCAACAAAAUGAGCAUGUACGACGUGUUGGCUUUGGAUGAUCUGUGGCUGGAAUUCGUUCUUACCAAAAACCCGCGCGUUACAAAAAAUGGCUUUUGCAUGAUAAUGGACAUGGAAAAUUGUAGUUGGAAGUUGGUGAAAUGGAUGAGUCCAGAAAACGUGAAGAUAGGAGUAAAAAAACUCGAAGCUCUCCCUUUUAAUGUGUUGAAAGUGCAUGUGGUCAAUAAUUCUUUUGUCGUAAACACAAUCGUGAGAAUGAUGUGGCCGUUUCUGCCCGAGAAAAUUAAGAAUAUGGUUGUGUUUCAUUUCAACGACUGGGAAGUUCUUUACCAGCACAUCGAUCAAGAGAAGCUGCCCAUUGAAUAUGGAGGUAUCAAAAAGAUAGACUAUAGUGAACUGUAUGAAAAACUGUUUCAGAUGAACGACGAGAUUUUCAGAAGUUUCGCAUCGUACAGAACGAUUGAAAAUACGUAGUGGGUGAAAAGCAUUGAAAAAUAAUGUUGUUCUUAUUUUAAGGGUGUUAUCGAUUGAAAUAUUUUAACUGUAAUCAAAUUUUCGUUUUAAUAUACUUAUCAAAUCAC